This is a messenger RNA of Culex quinquefasciatus (southern house mosquito), 3228 nucleotides long. RefSeq names its product pyrokinin-1 receptor. The transcript has 7 exons. The record is from RefSeq and is a predicted model, not a curated record. NCBI's taxonomy places the organism in Eukaryota, Metazoa, Arthropoda, Insecta, Diptera, Culicidae. Gene Ontology annotation, cellular component: plasma membrane. Gene Ontology annotation, biological process: neuropeptide signaling pathway. Bases 234 to 2330 code for a protein of 698 amino acids. Gene Ontology annotation, molecular function: neuromedin U receptor activity.
CGGACUCAGUCCCUCUAGUGCGCCCGGCGAGGACACUCCGACCCUGGGAUUACGGAGACCUCCUGAAGAACUACCUUGAAGAUUGUGUGAAGAGAGAAGUGUUGGUAGACCAAUAAAGAGUGUGAUUAGGGUAAUUAAAGCCCAUUUAAUCAUGCCAAAAUUGGAUUACUCGGCGAAGAAAUGGUGAAAGUGUUCCGAGAAUAACUGGAUACUUGUGCCACCUCUAAGAAACCAUGGCUGACCCAGCCGAAUCCGGCGGCCUCUACUACGAACGGCUAACAACGGUCGAGUGGGCAUUCCUGGAAAGUACGAACCUCACCGACCACCUGCCCCCGGCCUGGAACAACCAAAGUGAUCCGGAAGACCACCACCACCGGAAUGGCAGCGGUGUGCCCUCGCCCAUGGAUUACGACAUUCGGCGGGACCCGCUGUGGAUCGUGGUCCCCAUUACGAUAAUUUACUCCACAAUCUUUGUGAUUGGGGUGGUGGGAAAUGUGAUAACCUGCGUUGUGAUCUCUAGGAAUAAGUCGAUGCACACGGCGACCAACUACUAUCUGUUUAGUUUGGCCGUGUCGGAUUUGCUGCUGCUGUUGUUUGGCGUCCCGCUGGACAUCUACUCCGUGUGGUACAAAUUCCCGUACCCGUUCGGCAUCAACAUCUGCAUCCUGCAGGGCCUCGCGGCGGAAACUUCCGCCAACGCAACCGUACUCACCAUCACGGCGUUCACUGUGGAAAGAUACAUUGCCAUCUGCAAGCCGUUCCUAUCGCACACGGUGUCCAAACCGUCCCGCGCCGUUCGGUACAUAAUUGCCGUGUGGAUCAUCGCCAUGUGCCUGGCCGUGCCCCAGGCCCUCGCCCUCGUAAUCGACGACUCGUUCGGGACGUGCACGGUGCGGCAGGACCGGCAGCGCCAUGUGUUCACCAUGUCGGCGGUGAUUGUUUUCGUGUGCCCGAUGUGUGUCCUCACGGUGCUGUACGUCCUGAUCGGGCUGCAGCUUCGGCGGUCCAAGGUGAUGAAGCGGGGCGUCCAGCUGAGGAGCAGCGUGCGGUUGAAGCACAGCAUCUUCCGGAAGGGUUCCCAGCGGACGAUUGUUACCAUCAACUACCAGCAGAACAGCAGCGCCAGCAACACCGAAUCGCCCCAGCACUACAGCGAAAGUAUGCUCACGACGGCGAUGCAGCCGGAGCCCCUCCAGGCGAAGCUUUCGCUGCCGGCCAAUCUGGGGAAAAAUGCCGACAGCAAUCACCACCACCAGCAGCAUAGGAUGGUGGAACAGACCAACUCGAACGUUUCCCAGUCCUGCCAGGACGGGCGGAUUAAUUACUCGAACCGGGCCCAGUACCACAGCACCCGGCACGUGGUCAAGAUGCUCGUGGCGGUGGUGAUAGCGUUCUUCCUGUGCUGGGCGCCCUUCCACGCGCAGCGCCUGUUCGCGGUCUACGGCAACGAUCAGAACGGCCAAGAAGCAAUACAAAUCGCGUUCGAAAUCCUGACGUACAUUUCCGGCAUCCUGUACUACAUCUCGACCUGCAUCAACCCGGUGCUGUACAACAUCAUGAGCCACAAGUUCCGGGAGGCGUUCAAGGACACCCUCGCGAAUUAUCUGUACCGGCACCAUCGCCGUUCUGGCCACGACCUACUAAGACAGCGUUCGUUUUCUAGGAAUGUCUCGUUGCGCUCAAAUUCCAAUAACUCGCACUCGGUGGCCACGUGCUCGUCCGUGGCGGUGGCCGUUGGCAACGAGCUAACCACCGGGCCCGAUCCGGUGUCGAGUGAUUCCACGGCCGGGACGGAACAGCCCUUCCGCUAUCUGGAAACGUCCGACCUGGCCCGGCUAAAGCGUCCGCUGGUGGUCACGUUCCGGAAAAUUCCAACCCAUCCGAAGCCAUCGCAGCAGGCCGGCACGUGUUGUAACUCCCUAGCCACAAUCCACAAACAACUGGACAACGUUCCGGCCAACGCUUGCUGCCCAACUUCCGGUCCAAAAGCCAAACACAACGCCCCCGGCAGCACUCGUAAAUGGACCAAACUGGUCGGUCGAACGCGUUGGACCGAGAAGCAGCAGCAGCAGCACCACCAAACCGAAAACAGUCAAUAUUUGCAGGAUUUUAGUUCCGUCCUGGUGCCAUCGACGAUGACGAUGAGCUGCUCCUGGCAACGCAGCCAACAGGACGAAUACCAAAUGUGCACGAAGACCACCACCACAAAUCAACUGCGCUCGACCGGAGCGAGUCCACCACUUUUGCAGCAGCAUCAAAAUCAUUAUCAAAUGCAGCAUCCAUGUCGAUACGAUUACUAUCCCCAGCUGCGGAACAAUACGACUCCCUAGAAGGGGAAAAAGUCCGGGGAGGAAAGGGAUGAAACAAAAAGAAACGCACACGCAUACUUCUAAAAGCUCACUUCAAAAAAGUCGACGAACGAAAGCUCAUACAGAAUGGAAAGCACAGGAUACUGGGGAAAGCUCAUGCUCUCGCACAAAGUUUUACAAACGGAAAAUUACCACAGUUUACUGCUCGUUGUUCACUGUUGUUAGAAGGAAACAAGGGUAACGGGACCGUUUGUUGGAGUGAAAAUUACACAAAAAAAUACAACUUUUGAAAUGCACAACUAAAGUUUCAACAAUUUAGGAAAAAUCUCUCUAAAAAAAAUAGAAUGAUUUACUCAAAGCUGGUUUAACAAAACUUAACACUUUGUUAGUUUAGUAAGUCAUGUAAAUUCAAAUUUUUGCGCUAGAAAAAAACAAGAAAUCAUCAGCAAAACCUUUCAGUUACAAUUAAUAACAAUUUUGUUAAAUUUAAAAUAUUUUUGUUAGAUGUUUGAUAAAGUGCACCGUUUUUAAAUUUCGUCUACCUUAAAAGUUCAAAAACUGUAUAAAAUUUACUUUUUAACCUAUUAAAGUCUUGCUCAAGCUUCAAAAUCGUUGAUUUUUUAAGAAUGUAGCUUUUUCUACCCAAAAAAGUAAAUAUCCUAUGUUUCAAAUUUAUCGCAGUUUUAGUGGAAAAAGUUGAUUUGUAAUCGUUUUCGUCAUUUUCACGUUUUGAGCGUCGAACAACUCGAUUUUUAUUUCCAAAAAAAAACAUAUCUCGAGAUCGUACGGGUAGACACCCCCCUCGACUCUGACCAAAGUCGAGGGGGGGACAAAAAAAUAAAAAAGUAUGCAAAUUGAAAUUACGAGCAAUGGUUUCAAUAUUUUAAUGAAAAAAGUGUUUAAAAAUGCAUUAUACACC